Molecule: messenger RNA, 1869 nt
Organism: Glycine soja
Lineage: Eukaryota; Viridiplantae; Streptophyta; Magnoliopsida; Fabales; Fabaceae
Product: zinc finger protein SHOOT GRAVITROPISM 5-like
Exons: 3
Coding region: 401-1603 (400 amino acids)
Cellular component (GO): nucleus
Molecular function (GO): DNA-binding transcription factor activity
Source: RefSeq, a predicted model, not a curated record
UGCGAGUGUGACAAAAAUAGGAAGCUUACGUGUGUAUUUGGGGGCUUGGCCUGUAUUUAUGCAUGCAAAGCAAAAUUUUACUGUGUGAUGAAAUUACGAGAGGAGAGAGGGCCGGUUUUGUUUGUUUGUGGGGAUGUUUUUCUUCUGGAGCCCAUCAAGUUUUGAGCUUUCUGAUUGGGUCUCACUCUCUCUGUCUCUUUUUGAAAGUUUAUUAAGACAAUACCUGUUGAAGAUGAGGGUUGGAAGGAAGAGAGGAACCCAGAGAGAGAAAGCUGUUGCAAAAAGCUGAAAGCUUUUUUUAAUUUCCUUCCUCUAUUCUAGUCUUAGGUACCCGUAUCUAUCAUCAUCCUCCUUCUCUUAAUUCUAGCUAUUAUCAUACAACUAAUUAAGAAGGAUUGACAUGUUAGUAGUCAAUAACUCAUCUCCCACUUCUGAGGCCGAGAAUGGUACUGCUGCUGCCACUAAUAAGAGGAAGAGAAGGCCUGCAGGAACACCAGAUCCAGAUGCAGAAGUGGUGUCCCUCUCACCCAAGACCUUGCUGGAAUCAGAUCGUUAUGUGUGUGAGAUCUGCAACCAGGGAUUCCAGAGGGACCAGAACCUUCAGAUGCACCGGCGGAGGCACAAGGUGCCGUGGAAGCUGUUGAAGAGGGAAACGCCGGUGGUGAAGAAGAGAGUGUUUGUAUGCCCGGAGCCUAGUUGUUUGCACCAUGACCCAUGCCAUGCUCUGGGUGAUCUUGUUGGAAUAAAGAAGCACUUCAGAAGGAAACACAGCAAUCACAAGCAAUGGGUCUGCGAGAGAUGCUCCAAAGGCUAUGCGGUGCAGUCCGAUUACAAAGCACAUCUCAAAACUUGUGGCACCCGAGGACACUCUUGCGAUUGUGGCCGCGUUUUCUCAAGGGUGGAGAGCUUCAUUGAGCACCAAGACGCGUGCAACGUGGGGAGGUUGGGGCCAGAAACACAGCCACAGCCACAGACACAGACACAGGCAGUGCAAGCUGCUGCAUGCUUGUCUCGAACAGCUUCAAGCGAAACCAAUUUCAGCAAUGGAGCCCCUUGGCCCCAAAGCGGUACUGUAAUAAUUCCAAAGCCCUCCGUAACAGUAUUAGAACCCUCCUCAUACUCCAACCCUACUACCACUGCCGAAACCAACAUCAUCAACGACGUCCACCCCAACCUGGAGCUUCAGCUCUCUACAGCUACUCCUUCAUCCAAAGCUAAUUAUAACCACUCCAUACAGACACAGUUGCAGCUAUCCAUAGGGAUAGGGUCCUUGGAAGAGCAGUUGAGGAUAGCGAUGGCUGAGAAAGCGUUGGCGGAAGAGGCAAGGAAGCAAGCCAAGAGGCAGAUCGAACUGGCUGAACUUGAGUUCACUAACGCCAAGAGGAUAAGACAACAAGCGCUUGCGGAACUUGACAAAGCCUAUGCCUUGAAGGACCAUGCAAUCAAGCACAUCAAUUCAACCAUGCUUCAAAUCACUUGCCUCGCUUGCAAGCACCAUUUUCAAUCGCCAACCUCCCACGACAACUCUUUCGUCUUCAGCUACAUAACACAAGCUCAAAGCCAACUAGAAAAACAUCGACUCAAACCCAUUAUUAACUCUUAAACAUUCUCCAUUAAUCCCUUCCUUCUUUUAUUACCACUGCUACUACUAUUAUUUUGUUUUUCUAGCUACCCUAGCGAAUUAAUAUCCUUAAUUUGUGAAUUGGUAUACCAUGUGAAGUGAGUGCUAUGGUUAUGUACGUGGGAUUAAUAGCCAGCGGGGUGUGUUAUUAUUAAUGUAAAUGUAAAUUAGUCGCAUCUUGUGCCAUGUUGAUUAAUUAAAUGCAGACUAUAAUAUGAUGAGCAGGUUUUGCUGGAUGUACGUGCGUA